CAGUCACGCCUCUCACUGCCAGCCCCGCUCCAGGAUCAUAAUCAGUCACUAUGAAAACUCAUUAGCUCCACAGCCAUGAGUCCUCCACUGCUGAAGCUGGGUGCUGUCCUCAGCACCAUGGCCAUGAUCUCUAACUGGAUGUCCCAAACUCUCCCAUCCUUAGUGGGACUGAACACCACCAGGCUUUCCACGCCAGACACUCUAACGCAGAUUAGCCCAAAAGAAGGUUGGCAAGUGUAUAGUUCAGCCCAAGAUCCUGAUGGACGUUGCAUUUGCACAGUGGUUGCACCAGAACAAAACCUGUGUUCCCGGGAUGCGAAAAGCAGGCAACUUCGACAACUGCUAGAAAAGGUUCAGAAUAUGUCCCAGUCCAUUGAAGUCUUAAACUUACGGACUCAGAGGGAUUUCCAAUAUGUUUUAAAAAUGGAAACCCAAAUGAAAGGACUGAAGGCCAAGUUUCGGCAGAUUGAAGAUGACCGGAAGACGUUAAUGACCAAGCAUUUUCAAGAGUUGAAAGAAAAGAUGGAUGAGCUCCUGCCCUUGAUCCCAGUCCUGGAACAGUACAAAACGGAUGCCAAGUUAAUCACCCAGUUCAAAGAGGAAAUUAGGAAUCUGUCUGCAGUCCUCACAGGAAUUCAGGAAGAAAUUGGGGCCUAUGACUAUGAGGAACUACAUCAGAGAGUGCUUAGCUUAGAAACCAGACUUCGAGACUGCAUGAAGAAGCUAACAUGUGGCAAGUUGAUGAAAAUCACAGGUCCUAUUACAGUCAAGACAUCUGGAACCCGAUUUGGAGCUUGGAUGACAGAUCCUUUAGCAUCAGAAAAAAAUAACCGAGUCUGGUACAUGGAUAGUUACACUAACAAUAAGAUUGUUCGUGAAUAUAAAUCGAUGGCAGACUUUGUCAGUGGAGCUGAAUCAAGGACAUAUAAUCUCCCUUUCAAAUGGGCAGGGACUAACCAUGUAGUCUACAAUGGCUCCCUCUAUUUUAACAAGUAUCAGAGUAAUAUCAUCAUCAAGUACAGUUUUGACACAGGGAGAGUACUGGCCCAGCGGAGCCUGGAGUAUGCUGGCUUUCAUAAUGUCUACCCUUACACCUGGGGUGGCUUCUCUGACAUUGAUCUGAUGGCUGAUGAGAUUGGACUGUGGGCAGUAUACGCAACCAACCAGAAUGCAGGCAACAUCGUCAUCAGCCAGCUUAAUCAAGAUACCUUGGAGGUGAUGAAGAGCUGGAGUACUGGCUAUCCAAAGAGGAGCGCUGGAGAAUCCUUCAUGAUCUGUGGGACCCUAUAUGUCACCAACUCCCAUUUAACUGGAGCCAAGGUUUAUUACUCUUAUUCCACCAAAACCUCCACAUAUGAGUACACAGACAUCCCCUUCCAUAAUCAAUACUUUCAUAUAUCCAUGCUUGACUACAACGCAAGAGAUAGAGCUCUGUAUGCCUGGAACAAUGGACAUCAGGUCCUGUUCAAUGUCACUCUUUUCCACAUCAUUAAGACAGAGGAUGACACAUAAGUGUUGUUUUAUUUUUAUUUUAUUUUAUUUUUAAUUUUUCCAAUUCUCUUAGUGUCAUUUGUGAUAAACUCUAAAGCAUCUCAUGUUUUUUUUUCCUGUAGUAUGUUUUUUUUCAUCAUUUGCCAAAAAGCAUUUUAUACUAUAGAGUGUAUCCCCCCCCAAAAAAAAAAACACCCAAGACUGUCCUAAGAUGACCCGUUGGAAAUGCAUCUUAAUUAUUGGAUCUGCAAGGCCUAUUAUGACCUUGUGUAAAAAGCACUAAAGAGAGUGUGAGUGACUAAAGUCAUAGUUUUCAAAAGAUUGAUGAUUUGCCUUAUCUUUGAGUCAGAGACUAAUGGUGGCUUAAAUGCAUGAAUGUCCUUUUUUAACUUCUGUCCUUUUUUUAAUCUGUCAACUUGUUGCUCCACAUCAGGAAAUAUUUUGGUAGUAAUUGAAACUAAAAAAAGUACUUUCCCCCAUUUAUUUCUUAAAAGACAAAAAAAAAUCAAGGAUCUGGUUUACUUGGGAAAAUUAAUGUCCGUCAUUUUGCUGUUACCUAAUUCUCUGAUGCGGUGCUGUAAAGUACAUUUUUAAAUCUCUUGCUAACAUUUUACUGGCAACAUGUAUUUCUACCAUUGUAACCACCAUUGUGCAAUUGUAUCUCUUCACUUCUGUGAAAGUAAAGUAAGUACUAUUUUUUAUAAAAUACAUUGAAGUUGAAUCUCAGUAAUGACUAUGGAUGCGUUUGGAAGUAUAGUCAAGAAGGGAUUAUGUUCUCAGCUUGGUCCCUUCCUGCAAGCAUUGUAAACCUCAGAAAGACAAUGGGAAAAAGGCUCUUUCCAUUAAUUCCUUUCAAAUGGAUUCAAGAAGCAUCACCUAAUUCUGUAGCACAUGCAAGGCACUGUACUAAGGAUAAAAAGGCAAAAGUGAAAACCCGCCCUUACCCUCAAGAACUUACAUCCUACUGGAGGAAUACAUGAUAUACACAGAUAAAACAAAAGAUAAUCUCAAAGCAGGAAUUUUACCCUCCAGGUGUAUAAUGGAGCACUGACAAGUAAGAAUGACAAAAAUAGCCCAGUAUAGCUGGUUUGAUGCAAUAGUUAUUGUCUACCAGUCAUUUUAGUUGUCUACAGAAUCUGCUGAGUCCCCAAAGCAUAUACUGGAGUUAAUCUUCCCAUAUAUCAGGCAAACAGGAAAGUUUACACUUCGUGGUCAAAUAUUUUACUCCUUAAUUGACUGUUAACAAGCAGGAGCAAGAGGCCAGGUAAGCAGACCAUGGAAAGAGCUACAGAGGGGAGUCUCCUGGAACUCUGGAUAUUCUGAAUUCUAUAUGAUAAUCUAUUAAAAAUAUGGUGAGACAAGCUGA
This is a messenger RNA of Phascolarctos cinereus (koala), 2857 nucleotides long. It is a transcript of the gene OLFM3, whose product is annotated as olfactomedin 3. NCBI's taxonomy places the organism in Eukaryota, Metazoa, Chordata, Mammalia, Diprotodontia, Phascolarctidae. Gene Ontology annotation, biological process: signal transduction. The record is from RefSeq and is a predicted model, not a curated record.